Molecule: messenger RNA, 2235 nt
Organism: Colossoma macropomum (tambaqui)
Lineage: Eukaryota; Metazoa; Chordata; Actinopteri; Characiformes; Serrasalmidae
Product: heterogeneous nuclear ribonucleoprotein C-like
Exons: 8
Coding region: 185-820 (211 amino acids)
Cellular component (GO): nucleus
Molecular function (GO): RNA binding
Source: RefSeq, a predicted model, not a curated record
GGCUGCUGAGAGGAGAAGCUGUAGAAGCACUAGAGAGAGAAAGCAAGAGAGUAGCGACUAUAUGAGCUAAAGUAGGAGUGAGAGUAGAUUAAGAUAAGAAGGAAAAGAAGGGGGAAAGCAGGUGGUCGUCUGUAUCUACAGCUUGCUGCCGCAAGUGAGCCCUCUUUGUUUGGCCAUUCCUGAUAUGACCCUUUUUAAGAGUGAACAUCACAGCCCACAAUAUAUGAGCAUGACCGGGGAGCUGAAAUCGAGCCGCUCAAAGAUGGGGGGAGCCAAGAGGCCGAGCAGCGCUGUGUACGGAUCGGAGCAUGAGCUGGACUACGACUGCUAUCAGGAGGAUCUGUAUGACAGGGUGUAUGACUAUCAGCGUGUCCCAUCGGCGGCACCCCCGCUGGCUCACAGCUCCAGCCUGGCCAAGAGAGCCCGCUCGUCCUCCUCCAGGCAGAGACGUAGCCGAGAGCACUCGUCCUCCAAGAGCUCCAGACCCCACUCAUCCAGCAGAGCCAAGUUGAAAAUGGAGGAGCUGCAGACUAUAAAGCGAGAGUUGACACUGAUAAAGGUUCAGAUCGAUGGGCUGUUGGACAGUCUGGACAGGAUGGACAGACAAAGGCAGGAGCACACAGGUUCACCCUUUUCUCAGGGUGGAAGUUUGGGAGGGUCACCAUACCACCCAUCAGUCAGCAGUCGAGAGGGCUCACCUAGAAGCCCCAGUCCCCGUCCUCGCCGGGGCCAGAGAGACAGUCCUGAGCUGGGGGAGGCCAGUGACGAUGAUUCACACAUGAUGAAUCAUCACAACUCUGACUUGGAGGAUGAAAUGUAAAGAGGCACUGCUCAGACUGGAUUGCUGAGUGAUGUAGCAAGGUGAAAGAGCGCCAAACGCAGAAGACGAGCACACAGAAGAGCACAUUUAUAUCCAGACCAAGAAUUCCCAGGAUGUCCCCUGCAACAUAGUUUAAAAAGCCAGUGCCUCCCACUAAGCAACUUGUUGGAAGUUUUGAGAGUUUAUGUUUAUUUGCCCCCUAGUAGUCCAAAGGGUAUGUUACAGUCCCCUAUUUUGGGUCAUUUUGGGUCAGGUGUCAUCACAGUAUGCCUAUAUGCAGUAAUGUCAUUUAAAUUUGAAUGCUUUCGGUCUUUUUUUACACGUAUAUGGUACUAUGUAUAGGCAAACCAUCAAAAAGGUUCUACCAAUUAGAGUACAUCUUAAUAAAUAAGCUUUAUAUUAGUCUAAUCAUUUAAAGUGUUAAACUUUUAUGUAAUACCCGUAACAGUUAUUCACAUGUUGCAGGUCUAAACAACAUCAUGGCAUUCAUGUAUACAUUUCAGAGUGCAAAAAUAUAUACAUACAUAAUAUAUAAUAUAUAAGUGUAAUCAUAAAGACAAAUGAGCUUUUUUGAGUAUGACUAAAUCACAUUUUAAAGGUUGGUUAAAGGCCUUAUCAUUCUGUUGAGGAACAGUAAUUAAAUUGAGCCGCUAGAUUUGGACAGGAAAUAGUGUCCACAGGCAGCGUAAUACCUGUAUAUCUGCUGUCACAAAGCACUGAAUGAGGGCCACAUUUAAACUACAAUGAUUUUUUUCUUUUCUAGUCCUUAGAUAUAUGUGCUAACUUUGGAGAUAAUGUCAUUCCCCUAACCCAGCUUUUGUGCAGAUCUUUGUCAUUUUAAAUGGUGAUUUAAGCCUGUCAGUCAAAGAUGUUUUAAAGUCCUCUUAUAAUAACCAGUGCUAUUCAUGAGUUUUAUUUGUCUGUCAGGUUGCUCAAUUCUAGAUGUCACAUUUGCCAUUAGCCAUAAUUGAUCUCAACAUGCAAUAUCUUGAAAGUACCUUAGCCAUAAACAUUAACCUCACCUCAAUACUAAGAUAAUAUCAAAAAGGCCAUUAUGCUUCACUGUGAAAGGUAUAGAUUUCCUGUGUUUUUAUCCCCCAAAGAAUAUAUUGCUCCAUGCUUACCUUUGCAGAGGCAGGACUGCAGACUGUUUUCAUCCUUUUACCAGAGAAAUAUCUCUCUGAAUGAGGCAUAAUAAUGGAUCCUCUUCUGUGUAUAUGGCGCUUCAGCCUGAAAGAAAAGGUCUGGGUCAAUGUGUAAUAUUGUGUAAUAUUGUAAAACUUUGUUUUAUGUGUUUCUUGCUGUCUGAUUUUAUCUUGCAGUUUGUUUAACUGGUUUUUAUUUUUGAAAAAGAGAAGAAAUAAAAGAAAUAUCUGAGACUGUUUCAAUAGAAUUCUAGUGCUAUUUGUUAGACA